CGGUCAGUAUGACUCAGAUUCAAGUGUUGAUAUAAUAUGGCGCAGAGUUGUUUUUCUGUGAGGUGCUGGUGUACGCAGAUGUAAAUACUCCUACAUUAUAAUUAUUUUAUUCAAAUGUAGGGAAUUUAAUUAGCAGACACCACUCAACCAUGUCAGCAGGCCAGGUCAUCAAGUGCAAGGCAGCUGUUGCAUGGGAACCUGGCAAGCCUCUGGUCAUUGAAGAUGUGGAGGUGGCACCACCUAAAGUCCAUGAAGUCCGAAUCAAGAUUGUUGCCACAGGAGUGUGCCACACAGACUGGGAAUGUCUGUACGGGACUGGAAAAGGAAUGAAGUUUAGACCAUUCCCGCUAGUUCUCGGCCAUGAAGCAGCAGGAGUAGUAGAGAGUGUAGGUCCAGAAGUUACCAAAUUCUCACCAGGGGAUAAAGUUAUUCCUCUUUUUCUGCCUCAGUGUGGGGAAUGUGACCGAUGUCAGAGUCCAAAAACAAAUCUGUGCAAGAAGAACUGGGCGAACACACAAGUGGGUGUUUUGGCUGAUGGUACAAGCAGGAUAUCUUGUAAGGGGCAGCAGGUGUACCAGUUCCUUGGUGUCAGCUCUUUCUCCCAGUACACCGUGGUGCCCGACACGUCACUUGCAAAGAUAAAAAGUGACGCGCCACUGGACAAAGUCUGCCUGCUAGGUUGUGGUGUCUCCACUGGUUAUGGUGCUGCUAUUAAAACAGCCAAGGUUGAAAAAGAUUCCUCGUGUGCCGUGUUUGGGCUCGGAGCAGUUGGACUGGCUGCAGUUAUGGGCUGUCAGGCUGCCGGGGCAAAAACGAUCAUCGGGGUCGACAUCAACCCUAACAAGUUUGCGAAAGCCAGAGUGUUUGGAACCACUGAAUGCAUCAACCCCAGAGACCAUCCAAACAAAACCAUCCAGGAGGUUCUGGUGGAGAAGACAUGUGGAGGGGUGGACUACGCUCUGGAGUGUGUUGGAAGUCCAGUUAUCAUGACUGCUGCACUUGAGUCAACAACAGAUGCCUGGGGCACCUGUGUGAUUGCUGGGUGGUCAGAGACAGAAGCAAUGAACGUGGUGGUUGAAAAGAUCCUGAUGGGACGCACCCUGAAGGGGACUUAUUUUGGAGGUUGGAAGAGUGUGCAGGAUGUGCCCAAAUUGGUGGAUGACUACAUGAAAAACAAGUUGAAGCUGGACGAGUUUAUCACCCACAAACUCAAACUUGAUCAAGUCAAUGAGGCCUUUGACCUUCUUAAAAGUGGGGAAAGCAUCCGUACUGUGAUCAGUCUAUUCUGAUUCUCAAGAGGACACUAAACCUAAUGAAGGUACCUUGAAAGAAGAAGGAUUUGCAUUCAUCUCACUAUAAUAUUUUAUAUACAGCUCUGCAGUGUAUUUGUGAAAUUUCUAUGCUCCUUUUCUUAAAAGAUAUUGAUAAUAUUUUUCCAUGCUUGACUUUGUGGCAAAUUGCCAUUUAUGCCACUAGAUGGCAGUCUUAUGUCAUGUAAAAGCCUCUGUGUUUGUGUCUAUGAAUACCAUCUAACUUUAUAAAGACAUGCUAUUUUA
This is a messenger RNA of Lates calcarifer (barramundi perch), 1556 nucleotides long. Its product is annotated as alcohol dehydrogenase class-3. Gene Ontology annotation, cellular component: cytosol. Bases 150 to 1289 code for a protein of 379 amino acids. The record is from RefSeq and is a predicted model, not a curated record. Lineage: Eukaryota; Metazoa; Chordata; Actinopteri; Centropomidae. Gene Ontology annotation, biological process: formaldehyde catabolic process. Gene Ontology annotation, molecular function: S-(hydroxymethyl)glutathione dehydrogenase [NAD(P)+] activity; zinc ion binding. The transcript is spliced from 9 exons.